Messenger RNA from Rattus norvegicus (Norway rat), 1696 nucleotides. RefSeq names its product ferritin light chain 1 like 5 (gene Ftl1l5). The record is from RefSeq and is a predicted model, not a curated record. NCBI's taxonomy places the organism in Eukaryota, Metazoa, Chordata, Mammalia, Rodentia, Muridae. Gene Ontology annotation, cellular component: cytoplasm; autolysosome. Gene Ontology annotation, molecular function: ferric iron binding. Gene Ontology annotation, biological process: intracellular iron ion homeostasis; iron ion transport.
GGGGCUCUCAGAUGCUGCUGCUGCUAUUCACCACUUACUGCAGACAUGGUCAACACCACCAUGUACUUGGAUAUCAUGGCUGACUGUGAGCUCUUGGGCAAAGUCUCCUUUGAGCUAUUUUCAGUAAAGGUCCAAAGACAGCAGAAAACGUUUGUGCUCUGAGCACUGGAGAGAAAGGGUUUGGCAAUAUGGGUUCCUCCUUUCACAGAAUUAUUCCAGGAUUCAUGUAUCAGGGUGCUGACAUCACGCCAUAAGGCACUGGUGGCAGGUCCAUCUACGGAGAGAUAUUUGAGGAUGAGAACUUCAUCUUGAAGCACACAGGUCCUGGCAUCUUGUCCAGGGAAAAUGCCAGACCAAACACAAAUGUUUCCCAGUUUUUUAUGAAGACGGAGUAGAUUGAUGGCUAGCAUUUGGUCCUUGGGAAGAUGACAGAAGGCAUGAACACUGGAAGUCAUGGAGUAUUUUGGGUCCAGGAAUGGCAAGACCAACAAGAUCACCAUUUCCGACUGUGAAUAUCUCUAAUUUCUUUUGACUUGUGGGCAUUUUACCCUUCAAGCCAUUCCUUCUGUAGCUUAGGAGACCACUACCACCCCAUCUGCUUGCAAUACCCUGCAGUCUCUGCUCACAAUGAAGUUCCAUGGGUUACAUAUUUUCCUCUUUUCCCUUCAAGUCUAGCUGGGUGGCAAAAUUAAGUUUAUGAUUAUGAAUAAAACCUGAAUAAGAAAAAAAAAAGGAUGAUCAGGACGCUUUUGUGCUGUGCUGAAAAGCGUUUCACGGAGCAGCGCUUUGGAGAUCCCGAGGAUCUGUAUCUUGCUUCAACAGUGUUUGGAGGGAACAGACCCGGGGACUCCCACUUUAUUCACUUCCAGCCGCCUUACAAGUCUCUCCAGUCGCAGCCUCCGGGACCAUCUCCUUGCCGCCUUCGGCUCCUAGGACCAGCCAGCCCCGUCUUCGCGGUUAGCUCCAUACUCCGGAUCAGCCAUGACCUCUCAGAUUCGUCAGAAUUAUUCCACCGAAGUGGAAGCUGCCGUGAACCGCCUGGUCAACUUGCACCCGCGGGCCUCUUACACCUACCUCUCUCUGGGCUUCUUUUUUGAUCGGGAUGACGUGGCUUUGGAGGGCGUAGGCCACUUCUUCCGAGAAUUGGCCGAGGAGAAGCGCGAGGGCGCCCAGCGUCUCCUCAAGUUGCAGAACGAACUCGGGGGCCGUGCACUCUUCCAGGAUGUGCAGAAGCCAUCUCAAGAUGAGUGGGGUAAAACCCUGGAGGCCAUGGAAGCUGCCUUGGCCCUGGAGAAGAACCUGAACCAGGCCCUCUUGGAUCUGCACGCCCUGGGCUCUGCCCGCACAGACCCUCACCUCUGUGACUUCUUGGAAAGACACUUCCUGGAUAAGGAGGUGAAGCUCAGCAAGAAGAUGGGCAACCACCUGACCAACCUCCGUAGGGUGGCAGGGCCACAACCAGCGCAGACUGGCGUGGCCCAGGCAUCUCUGGGCGAGUAUCUCUUUGAGCGCCUCAUUCUGAAGCACGACUAGGCCUCUGUGCCUUCCAAGGGGCUCCCUCCUCUGCUCUACACCGGCCGCCUCAGCACCUCCACCCGAAUGAACGUCUAAAGCCACUAGGUAGCUUUGUAACCGCCCUGGAGCCUCUCCCAAGUCUUGGACCAAGUAAAAACAAAGCUUUUUGGAAAAAAAAAAA